Molecule: messenger RNA, 5135 nt
Organism: Mycena citricolor
Lineage: Eukaryota; Fungi; Basidiomycota; Agaricomycetes; Agaricales; Mycenaceae
Source: the annotation of a GenBank genome assembly
GCCAAACUGCUUUCCGCUUCGGUGAUCCCGCUGAAUCCCUCCACACUCCUUCCAUCACUCAUACCCACCCAUGUCGUCCUUUUUCAAGCGCCACCCAGCCGCGGGUGGUAGCGACGACCACGACCACGACUCCGACGAUGAAGAAAACAUAGACCCCGAGCUUCGCCUGCGCACCGUCCGCACAGCCCAUUCGGCAAUUGCAGAGAGUAUCGUGGCUGAUGCUCGCCAAGUCCGCCGGCGGAGGAGAUUCUUCAGGCUGCGAGGGGAGAAGGACAGAGAACGGAAGUUUGAGGAGGGGAAGCCCAAGCCGAAUGGAAGGCGCCGGAAUAUAUAUGUCAACACACCGCUACCGCGAGGAGAGUUGGACAGUAAUGGCGACCCCACGGCGAGGUAUCCGAGAAACAAAGUCAGGACUACCAAGUACACUCUCGUCACCUUCGUCCCAAAGAAUCUGACGGAGCAGUUCUCUCGAAUCGCCAACAUCUUCUUCCUUGUGCUCGUCAUCGUACAACUGUUCCCCGUUUUUGGCGCUGCAUCUGGUGCUAUAGCCGUUCUCCCUCUCGCUUUCAUUCUCACCGUCACCGCCAUCAAGGAUGGCAUCGAAGACUACCGUCGGGGCCGUCUUGACGAUGAAGUAAACAACUCCCCCACCACCCGUCUCCCCAUCAUGAAUCCGAAUCAGCCGCGGGACCCACGCUCCUUCUUCCAACGUCUCUUCGGCCUGAAUAAGCCCGGCACCGUCAGUCGUGGUGUACGCAAGCUCCGCUCAGUUGAAGCUGCUUCUGCACCGUUUGGAAGUGAGAGCACGCUCAACGUGGAUGCGCGCAGUGUGAAUGGAUACGGAGAUACAGGCAGCACACACAGUACCGCACAUUCUUAUCCUCCCCCGCCGGUCCUGGACCCUAACAUCCACCCUGGAGCAGCCCAAUGGGAAAGGACAUUGUGGAAGAAGCUGGAAGUCGGGGACGUGGUUCUCCUGAAGGACAACGAGCAGGUGCCUGCUGAUAUCAUCGUGCUCGCAACCUCUGAUCCAGAUGGCAACUGUUACCUCGAGACCAAGAAUCUGGACGGGGAGACCAAUCUCAAGCUGCGUAAAGCAUUGACCGCUACUCGAGGCAUGUCCAGCAACGAGGAAGAUGUGCAGAGGAUGCGGUUCAUUCUUGACUCGGAACCCCCAAGCCAGAACCUCUACCUGUACAAUGGCGUGCUGCGCUACCGUGACUUUACUUCGGCCCAGUUGGUGAACGGACAGCUUGGGCAAGGCAACAAGACACCUGAAGAGCGAACGGAACCUGUCAGCAUCAAUGAAUUGCUUCUUAGAGGCUGCUCUUUGCGGAACACCGCAUGGGUCGUUGGACUGGUCGCGUUCACCGGAUCUGACACUAAGAUCAUGCUGAAUGGUGGUGAUACUCCGAGCAAACGUAGCAAAAUUGAGCGGGAAACCAACUUCAAUGUGGCUGUCAAUUUCGGAGUGUUGCUGAUCAUGUGUGUUGUAGCCGCGAUCAUCAGCGGCGCUCAGGAUGCCCAAACUGAUACCUCUAAAUUCUUCUAUGAGGCUGGGUCUGAUCCGACGAACCUCUACGUGCUGAAUGCACUGGUCACUUUUGUGUCCUGCAUCAUCGCAUUCCAGAAUAUCGUUCCCAUCUCGCUCUAUAUCUCGAUCGAAAUCGUCAAGACUAUCCAAGCGUACUUCAUCUCACAGGAUGUGGACAUGUAUUACGCUGGAUACGACACUCCCUGUGUUCCAAAGACGUGGAACAUCAGUGACGACUUGGGACAGAUCGAAUACGUUUUCUCGGACAAGACGGGCACCUUGACGCAGAACGUGAUGGAAUUCCAGAAAUGUUCUGUGAAUGGGAUCGCAUAUGGAGAGGGUGUCACCGAGGCCCAGCGUGGGGCAGCCACACGAGCUGGCAACGCCGAGGCCAUGGACCCCCAGGAUCUCAGUGCUAAAUUGGCUGGCCUCAAGCAGCAGAUGGUGAAUGUCAUGCAGCGAGCAUGGUCCAAUCAGUAUCUGCAAACGGAGAAGCUCACCCUCGUAUCGCCUGUGCUCGCAACGUCGUUGGCGACUCCAGACUCACCGGAACGACCGCAUCUCGUCGCAUUCUUUCGCGCACUGGCCUUGUGUCACAGCGUGUUGGCCGAGAAACGGGGGGGAAGCACGAACGACGAUAACAAGGAACCUAUCCGCAUUGAGUACAAGGCCGAAAGCCCCGACGAAGCAGCCCUCGUCGCCGCUGCCCGUGACGUCGGAUUUGUCUUUGUCAACAAAGGUCGCGAACUGGUCGAAUUGUCUGUGCUGGGUCAGACUGAGCGCUGGACGCUACUCCGUGUGCUGGAAUUCAACUCGACGCGGAAGCGGAUGAGCACGAUCUACCGGGCGUCUGAUGGUCGCAUCAUCAUGUACUGCAAGGGCGCUGACAGCGUCAUCUAUUCCCGGCUUGCGGAAGACCACGAGCAAGGGCUGAUGGAAUCGACGCGGAGGGAUAUGGAGGCUUUCGCGAACGGUGGAUUGCGGACGCUUUGCGUGGCCCAAAAAAUCCUGACGGAGGACCAGUACAUCAGCUGGAGCAAGAGUUACGACGAGGCAGCCAGCCGAACCGAGGGUCGAGACGAUGCCAUCGAGGCGGCCUGUGAUCAGAUCGAGCGAAACUUGACCAUUCUCGGAGCUACGGCGCUGGAAGACAAACUGCAGGAAGGUGUUCCGGAGGCUAUCGAGACACUGCACAAUGCUGGGAUCAAGCUGUGGAUCUUGACUGGUGACAAACUGCAAACGGCCAUCGAGAUUGGAUACAGCUGCAACUUGCUCAAGUCGGACAUGGAUCUCAUGAUUCUAUCUGCAGGCUCUUUCCAGGAAGCGCGAUCGCAGAUCGAAGCUGCGCUGAACAAACUGUCGUCAGUUCUUGGCCCUCCUUCCUGGGAUCCACGGAAGCGCGGAUUCGUGCCUGGCGCCCAGGCGUCGUUUGCUGUCGUCAUUGACGGCGAUACCCUGGCCCACGCUCUGACACCCGAGCUGAAGGAGAUGUUCCUGAACCUGGGCACGCAGUGUGAAACUGUGGUCUGCUGUCGAGUAUCUCCCGCGCAGAAGGCUCUGACCGUCAAACUGGUCAAAGAAGGUCGGAACGCAAUGACACUUUCUAUCGGCGACGGUGCCAACGACGUGGCGAUGAUCCAGGAAGCGAACAUCGGCUGCGGAUUGUUCGGGCUUGAAGGCUCGCAGGCAGCGAUGUCGGCGGAUUACGCGUUCGGACAGUUCCGGUUCUUGACGAAGCUGUUGCUUGUGCAUGGCCGGUGGUCGUAUCAGCGGAUCGCGGACAUGCAUGCCAACUUUUUCUACAAGAAUGUUAUCUGGACGUUUGGGAUGUUCUGGUUUUUGCCGUUCAACAGCUUCGAUGCGACGUACCUGUAUCAUUACACAUUCAUUUUGUUGUGCAAUCUCGUCUUCACGUCGCUCCCGGUCAUCGUUCUCGGUGCUUUCGACCAGGAUAUCAAUGCCCGGGCAGCUUUGGCUUAUCCCCAGCUCUAUGUCCGUGGCAUUCGUGGUCUCGAGUACACCCGUGCCAAGUUCUGGAUCUACAUGUUUGACGGGCUGUACCAGUCGACGGUGAUCUAUUUCGUGCCGUACCUGGUGUGGAGCUUGGGCUUGGCCGUGUCCUGGAAUGGCCGAGACAUUGAUUCGUUGACGGACUUUGGAACGACGAGCGCUGUGUCAGCCAUCAUGGCUGCGAACAUAUUUGUCGGCCUCAAUACCCACUACUGGACUGUACUGACCUGGCUUGUGGUCUUUGGCUCGACACUUGUGAUGAUGAUCUGGAUUGUGAUCUUCUCGCUGUUCGUCAGCCAGAACUUCAUCAACGAGUUCAUCGUGUUGUUUGGCGAGUUGACUUUCUGGACGACAGUCGUGCUUGCGACGACCAUUGCGCUCGCGCCGCGAUUCAUCUCUAAAUACUACUCGACUGUCUACUCGCCCUUGGACAAGGACAUUGUGCGGGAGAUGUGGGUGAUGGGUGAUCUCAAAGAUCGACUGGGCAUCAAGCAUCGCAAUGGCAAAGAUCGUCGAGGGAUCUAUCCGACUUCGCCACCGGAUACGAUGAUCGAGCAAGAAGAGCCGCACGAGACGAUUCCGAUGUUUCCUGACAACGGCCACAUCCGAUCGACAUCAGAACUGUCGCACCACCGGUACCAGCUGGCUCACAGCUCGAGUCCCGAGGCGACGCCGGCAAUGGGUUACAGCGACCACACUCCACCGAGCGAGCCAGAGCCCGCGCAGUUCUUGUAUGCGCCGCAGCCAUCGUCGAGAGUGGACCAUAGCAGUCCCCAUGGGUCGUACUACUCUGCAUCCGAGAUCCCACCCCCAUCUCCACAGCCUUCCCCAAGUUACCGACUACCGAAUGGGGAGUUGACGUCGACACCGCCGAGUCGCAGAACGAGUAUCGCGACGACGUUGCGAUCGCGGCAGGUGCCACCCUCACCAUCAUCACAGACGCUGUCGCCGCCGGCGAGCCAGCAGCACUUCGAGAUGAUGGCGGUCAGGAGCCCACCGUCAGCAUAUGCUCGACCGCCGAGUUCGACAGGUCACGGGGGCGGCGGCGGACAUUCUAUGCGCAGUGCCAGCCAGGCGAGCUACGUGAGCUAUGCAACGGCGAUGGAAGGUUCCGAGGACGACGAACCCGGGGACGUUUAUGGUGGACUGGACGUGCCGCCGGAUCCGAAGCGGGUCAGUAAUACGUCAUGGGAUGGUGGACGGGCUAUGUGAUGAUGAUUGUACGUACGUAGACUUGAUUUGUAGCAUGGAGGGGACUGACUAUUUAUUUGCUUAUCACUAUCACUGCAAUCCAUGUAAAGUGCAAUCAUCUGAACGAACAUAUCUGUCGGUUAGAUAUUAGCGUGCAUGCUUUUGAGUAUACUACGAAUAGGACGCCGAGAUCGCCUUCUGCUCCAGUCAAAUUAUUGCUGGGGUGCGCACUGAUUCAUGCAAACACUGGCUUCUGGAACCAUUUCCACUCGAAUGGAAGGAUUGAUCGAGAACAGAGCAGAGGAAUUGUGAGACUCUCAGAACAAGUUUGGGAGAGAGAAAUAACCUUCCUCGAUGUGCUAUCAUGGGGAGAAGCACGCCAGGAAUGGAUAGGGGUGUU